Molecule: messenger RNA, 3085 nt
Organism: Myripristis murdjan (pinecone soldierfish)
Lineage: Eukaryota; Metazoa; Chordata; Actinopteri; Holocentriformes; Holocentridae
Gene: mmp16b
Product: matrix metallopeptidase 16b (membrane-inserted)
Exons: 10
Coding region: 264-2111 (615 amino acids)
Biological process (GO): extracellular matrix organization; proteolysis; collagen catabolic process
Cellular component (GO): plasma membrane; extracellular matrix
Molecular function (GO): metalloendopeptidase activity; zinc ion binding
Source: RefSeq, a predicted model, not a curated record
GUACAUGGCCAUUGAUGCUGCUGGAUAGAUGUAACCUCUGUUGUAAAUAAGAAUGGCGAGGGCAGUGGACCUAAAAUGCCGCGUUAUCUCAGCUUGACAUCGGAACAUUUUGAGCCACCAUCGGGAUUUUACACAACGCGGGCUCGCUUCCUCGUUUUCAUUUGAAUCCGCCUUGACAGCUCGCCUGAUGGUUUUCAUUUGACACACGAGCCAAAGCAGACAGGCGGCUUCUUCGAAUAAACACUCGGGAAAAACGGGUCAUUAUGACCUUAGUAUCCUCCGCUAAAAGAAAACCAUCGGAUUGCUUUUACGCAGCAGCAUUCUGCUUGCAUUUUUUGCUUUGGAUUUCGUUUGCCGUGUCCGGAGAGGAGCAUCAUCAGUUCAGCGUUGAGGAAUGGCUACAAAGGUAUGGCUACCUUCCCCACACAGACCCCAGAAUGUCUGUCCUGCGCUCUGCCCAAACCAUGCACUCAGCCAUUGCUGCCAUGCAGCGCGUCUAUGGGCUCAAUGUCACAGGGACACUGGAUGAGAGAACCAAGGAUUGGAUGCAAAGGCCACGGUGUGGAGUCCCAGACAAACUUAAGAGUGUUUCGAGGUCACGGAAGCGGAGAUACGCGCUGACGGGACAGAAGUGGCAGCGCGCGCACAUCACCUACAGCAUAAAGAACGUCACACCAAAGGUGGGCGCUCGGGAGACCCACGAUGCCAUUCGGCGGGCGUUUGACGUGUGGCAGGGUGUGACUCCGUUGCGCUUUGAGGCCGUUCCGUACAGCGCCCUGGAGACUGGCAGGCGUGAUGUGGACAUCACCAUCAUCUUUGCUUCGGGUUUUCAUGGCGACAGCUCCCCCUUUGAUGGGGAGGGAGGAUUCCUCGCCCACGCCUACUUCCCAGGCCCAGGGAUAGGAGGGGACACACACUUUGACUCGGAUGAACCCUGGACCCUGGGGAAUCCCAACCAUGAUGGCAAUGAUCUGUUCUUGGUUGCGGUUCAUGAGCUGGGCCACGCCCUCGGUCUGGAGCACUCCAAUGACCCCACUGCUAUUAUGGCUCCCUUUUAUCAGUAUAUGGACACAGAGAACUUCAAACUACCUCAUGAUGACCUGCAGGGCAUCCAGAAAAUCUAUGGUCCACCAGACAGAGCCCCUCAGCCUACAAGACCCCCACCCACAGUCCCUCCUCCUCGCUUCCACCCUCCAUCAGACCCCCGCAAGCAUGACCGCCAGGUCAGGCCUCACCGCCCUCCACAGGGGGCCAAACCCUCAAACCCCAACUCCAAGCCCAACAUCUGCGAUGGAGGCUUCAACACGUUGGCCAUCCUCAGACAGGAGCUUUUCGUGUUCAAGGACCAGUGGUUCUGGAGGGUACGGGACAACUCAGUAGUCCCUGGCUACCCCAUGCAGAUAAACUAUUUCUGGAGAGGUUUACCUUCCAAAAUAGACGCCGUCUACGAAAACAGCGAGGGAAAGUUUGUUUUCUUCAAAGGAAACCGUUUCUGGGUAUUCAAGGACACAACUCUCCAGCCUACCUAUCCUCAGGACAUCUCGCUGUUUGGGAGCGGCAUGCCCACACAGAGUAUUGAGACAGCCGUCUGGUGGGAGGAUGUGGCCAAGACCUACUUCUUUAAAGGAGACAGAUACUGGAGAUACAAUGAGGACAUGAGAACCAUGGACCCUGGUUAUCCCAAACCCAUCACCGUCUGGAAGGGCAUCCCUGACUCCCCACAAGGGGCCUUUGUGGAUAAGGCCAAUGGGUUUACCUACUUCUACAAAGGAAAGGAGUACUGGAAGUUCAACAACCAGCUGCUGCGUGUGGAGCCGGGCUACCCGAGGUCCAUCCUGCGGGACUUCAUGGGCUGUGACGGUCUACCCGCUGACCCCGACUGGGACUGGAGCCCCCCGGUGGUGGAGGAGCGGCACUACGACAGCGGCGACGUGGACAUCGUCAUCAAACUGGACAGCGCCGGGGGCACGGAGAAAGCGGUGGCCAUUGCUAUCCCCUGUGUCCUGGCGCUGUGCAUGAUGGUUCUGCUCUACACCGUUUUCCAGUUUAGGAGGAAGAGCACGCAGCGCCACAUACUGUACUGCAAACGCUCCAUGCAGGAGUGGGUCUGAGGCAUCCCUGCUGUGCUGUGUAGGAAGGGGUAUGGAGCUCUGGUAGCGGUCUAGUUGUUGCUUCAAGCCCUAAGUACAAUAAAUUGGAAGUACUGUAAAGGGUACAGUAUUUUAAGGGUUGCCAUGUUGGCAGAUUUUAAAACUGUUUGAACCCAUGACGUGCAAGCUACAGCGAAGCAAAACCAUCAGUAGAACUGAACUGGAGACAAUGAGGGAGCCACACCCUCCUACAGUAUGUCCAACUAAUAUGUAUGUAUCUGCUUUGACUUUUUUCUGUAUGUUGGAAUGAACUCAAUUAAGUGAGACAGAGUUAAGCUGAGUGGGACCUUCGUCUAUCCCCGUCUCUGCACGCCUCUUAAAAAGCCCCUAGCACUAACUACAGUGGACAAAUUAGAUAUAGGCUACUACUUUACUUUCAUUUCUUAAUUAACUUGCCCUAAGCAGUGCUUUUUGAUUUAGGGACCCUCAAAAAGAUUAUUCAUUGUGUGGAGGACUGAUACACAAACCAAAUAUGACCUUUUCUUCCAAAGAGGAUUACUGCUCAAUGUUUUUUUUUCCGUGUUUUUUUUUUUUUUUUUUUUUUGAUGGGAUAUUUUUCAUCCAUGAAUCUAACAUUGCGGCAUCAUUCUUUCUCACAUUUUCUUUUGCCAUUUCUAUUCAUAUCCACCCAUCUGCUCUGUCAUCUGUGGGAAUAGGAAGCAGCAGUUAAUAAGAGCUAGGAACUGAAGACUGUUGUGGCAGUCUGUCUCCAAAACAGGGGCCAAAAACCUCUCUGCAAUAUUCAUGAGACUGCCUUAAUCACAGAUUACUUUUACUUCCUUCUUUGUCUCUCUUUCUCUCUUCCUCUUGUUUUGUAUUUCUCCCUUUGUUUCCUUUUCUUUCUCCCUCUUUCUCUCUUGCACAGUGUCUAAAAGCUGCAUACUGAGAACAAUACAGUAGAAAUGCAAAAAAAAAAAAAAAAGUAUGUCGGUGCA